GUUGUUGGCAUCGUUUGGGGAGCGGUAUCUGUGCCAUGUUAUUUUCUUCGGCGGUGAAGUUUCCAGGCGUCGGCACUGGUAUCAGCGUCGGUCCCGUACUGGAGAUCAGAAAGUACAGGGAUUGGAUCGUUAUUGAGAUCGGCGGUCGGUGUAAUGGCCAGGGAGGAGGAGGAGGAGGAGGAGGAGGAGGAGGAGCUACCACGUUGAAGCAUGCGGUGUUUGUCCGCUCUGGGGCAACCUUUCAGGAAGCUAGGCUCCAGAUUGUUGCGCAGAAAGUUUGGUGUGACCCGUUUGUGUUCCUUAUCGAGAAGGGAGGGAGGUCUUGCAGGGUUACUCCUACGCCGUGGGGAGAGGGAGACACCGUCUGCUGCAAAUGGGAAUGGGGGAAAUGGGGGAAGUGCAACGGGAAAGGGGGGGGCGGAAAAGACAGGAAAGCAGAGAGGGGGGGGGGAAGAGAAGGAAGGAGGGGGGGGGGGGGGGGGGGGGGGGGGGGGGGGGAGGCUGGGAAAGAUCAAGGAGGAGGGAAGAAAGACAGAGAGGAAGGCGGAGGAGGGAAAAAGAGGCGUGAAGAUGAGAAGGAGGGGGGUGGGAAUGGUUCUGCUGCCGAAGAGCAUGGGGAGGCCAACCAAGGAGGCAAGAAGCAGAAAGGCGGCGGGAAAGAGAAAGAAGGAGGAGGGGGGGGGAAGGCUGGGAAAGAUCAAGGAGGAGGGAAGAAGGAUGGAGAUGAUGGUGUAGGUAAGAAAAAACAUGAAGAGGAGAAGGAUGGGGGUGGCAACGCCCCCCCUGGCGACGAGCGUGGGGAGGCCAAUCAAGGAGGGAAGAAGCAGAAAGGCGGCGGGAAAGAGAAGGAAGGAGGAGGGGGCGGAAAAGGCGGGAAAGAUCAAGGAGGAGGAGGAGGGAAGAAAGACGGAGAUAAUUGUGGAGGUAAGAAAAAGCAUGAAGAGGAGAAAGAUGGGGGUGGUGGAGGUAAGAAAAAGCAUGAAGAGGAGAAAGAUGGGGGUGGCAAAAAUGGCCCCCCUGGAGAAGAGCGUGGGGGGGGCAAUCAAGAAGGCAAGAAAGAGAGAAUUGGCGGGAAAGAGAAGGAAGAAGGGGGCGGAAAAGGCGGGAAAGAUCAAGGAGGAGGAGGAGGGAAGAAAGACGGAGAUACCGGUGGAGGUAAGAAAAAGAGGCAUGAAGAUGAGAAGGACGGGGGUGGCAGUGCCCCCCCGGGCGAAGAGAAUGGGGGGGUUAAUGGCAAUCAAGAAGUCAGGAAGCAGAAAGGCGGCGGGAAAGAGAAGGAAGCAGGGGGUGGAAAGGCUGGCAAAGACCAAGGAGGAGGAGGGAGGAAAGACGGCGAUGACGGUGGGGGUAAGAAAAAGAGGCAUGAAGAUGAGAAGGAUGGGGGUGGCAGCAAUGACCCUCCUUUUGCUGCCGAAGAGAAUGAUGGAGGGGGGGGCAAUCAAGGAGGCAAGACCCCAAAGCCUGAGAAGGCCUCUAAAAGUUGUCACCCAUGGGGGGAAUCCAAAUGCCGGGCAGACCAUCCAUGCCACACGUUGUGCAAAGGUCACUGCGCUCAUCCAAGGACGCCUAUCGUCUGUGGGAACCGUCAGAGAUACUGGGAGAUCAUUGCAGAUUCGCUGAGGGAGAAGCUACGGCAGGAGAACCGGUCUGACCGGUUCCAUAUCGUAUUUAGGCCCGAAGUGAAGGUGUAUUGCGAUUAUUGUGGGACCGAGAGGCCUGUGGGACCAGGAGAAUCGCUUUGUCGGGGGUGUCAGGGGGGUAGGGGCGGAGGUAGCGGGGCCAGGAUGGCAGGGCAUGUGGGCCUCACUAUGAUUGCGAGUGUUUUGCUCUCGGUCUUCUUUGGGGUACAUGAAGUCUUGGCGGUGCCGACACCUGAGCAAUGCUACUGGAGUCAGCAGUGUACUUUUUCUAUCUUUGAUGGCUGUGGCCUGGGAAGGACGGCUGUCGCAAAGUCGGAUGACUGUAACGGGGCAUGCGAGGUUUGCCCGUUCUUCACCUCUCGCUUCAGGUGUUGCGUUCAUUCUGCGCCUGAGGAAGGCAGCAAAGCGUGUUCCCGCUGCCCGUCCGCGUCGAAGACCGGUACAGAUGAUUUAUGGGUUUGCUGCGCUGACUGCUCGGAGGCUACGAUUGUGGAUGCAGACCAGUUGACAGGCUAUUGCGCUUCAGGAGCGAUCCUACGCUCAGAGAGAAAGACCAAAUUCCACUGGGAGGCUCGCGAAUGGUCUUCCUGCUCUGCAAAAUGUGGAACGGGGGUGCGUAGACGUAAGGUGCAUUGUCUGCAAGGUGUGCCCGGACAGGCGGGGAAGGUUGUGGACGACUCGAGGUGCUCUGCCAAUGAGCCAGCGCCCCCAAAGGAGCAGCCAUGCGAGGGACCGCCGUGUCCUGCAAGCAAGGGUUCCGAGAAGGUUUCCUCUGGCAAACAUCGUCAUCAUCGCCACAUGAGCGCGUGGAUGAUUGUUCUGAUCGUUUUCGCAUCCGUCCUGACAGUCGCAGGAGCGUCUUAUGGCAGCUUUGUCCUUUACCAGAAACGAAAACAACAGUCGGAGCACGGCUUUGUUUAUGUCAUGUUGGAAGGAUACUCAUAAGUGCCGUAACCUGCUUGACGAGAGAGGGUACUACCGUAAUGCAGACCUGCUGUAAUGUGGUGUCAAUCUGGGAACCUCCUGAUCCGCGAAGGUGUACACUAAUCUUCGCGCACAGAAGGGUACUCGUAACCUGCUGGACGAGAGAGGGUACUACCGUGUAAUGCAACCUCGCCAUGGACUCGAUCUGCGGACCUGCCGAUCUGCAAAGGUGUGACGUUGAGAAGUACAUCUCAGUGCCUGAGAGAGAGUGGCAAAAAGCAAAGAACUCUGGGCGCUGCCGAUAGUCAAUAUACUGUGAGUGAGAGAGUUGGACUCGCUGACCGCCCACCUCUCACGAUUUUCAUUCCACGAAGCGUAAGUAGUUUGCGAAUGGCUGGCACCUCCUCAUGUUACAUUUUAUGUUGGGCACCUGUCGACUGCUCCCCUGUCUGCUUAUUGGAGAGCUCACCUGUCAAUGUAACACAAUCCAAUCAACGAACAACUGCCUUUUCGCAAUUGAAAAAGCCCAUGAACAGAUAGAAAGACUAUUGCCCAAAAGGUCUUUCGCAAACAGACACCAACGAGUGCACAGAUCGACUGCUGAACCGCCUUUGUGGUAUCAUGGAGUAUUCGAGCGCAUAGAAAGGCUCCCGAUUCCCAUGACAGCAAGGGAUGUAGGUUUGCUUCGUGCUUGCCUCAACAGGUGCUGAGCUUCCCUUCUCUCGCUUGAUCAUAUGGAUGCACAGAGAGGAGGUGUUUGCAGAGAGUGUGCAUACGGUUGGGUGCCGACAAAAGAGCUGGUUUGGAAGCGUUAAGCAAGGAGUGACUCUCCGUCUUAUGUCAUCCUAUCAAAGCUAUGUGUGUCUGCGUCAUGAGCUGACUGUCAAACAGAGGGUGGUACAAAUGGCAUGAACUGGAGUACGGGUGCGGUUAUGGGUGUUUUACGUCUCCUCUCUUUUCUGGUUGCCUUUUUGGUUUCGGGUUGGUCGUCUCGGCGGGAGCUCCACCGAGCUCUCCUGCACAUGCUAAAAGUCCCCAUGCAUCGGUUGAUGAACGGUGGGCUCAUGGAAAUACUUUGCCAUUUAGCAUGUACUUGUAGGUAGAGGCAGAGGGGGUUGUGCUAAUCAUGUCUUUGUCUGUCGACUCUUCAUCGAAAGGAACAAGGACCGCCGUGAGGCCAACUUGAUGAGACCUAUGUGCUUUGUAAGUCCACCUAAAAUGAGAGAGAGAUGGACUUGGAAUGAUUUCGUCCAGACCAAACGAUGUGAUAACGCAGGACAUCAUAGAAAGGGAGUGAUGGUUUUGUGGGCAGGGGAGAAUUGUCGCGUGGGGGGGCGGGGGGGGGGGGGGGGGGGGGAGAGAGAGAGAGAGAGAGAGAGAGAGAGAGAGAGAGAGAGAGAGAGAGAGAGAGAGAGAGAAAGCUGACAUGGUGCAUCUUGAUAACUGCGUUUCUGACGAGGGAGUGGAUUUCGAAGGAGUUGGGGCGUUUUUGCUGUACUGUGAAUGCAGGGGGGGGAGGAUUGGUGAGUAUUUGUUUUAGUUGUCUUGAAGGAUUCUUGGAAGAGGGAACAUUGUGGAGGGUUCUGGGAGGAACUGGUAGUAGGAUACUGGGCUUUGGCCCUCGUCUUUGGGUAAAGAGUACAAGCAUCAGAGCUCAACAUCUCACUCAAGUUAUCGAGCACUCGGUGGAUGUGGUUUCAGCGGGACAUGCAGCUGUGAAGCAUGGUUUGAACAGUGUGUGGUGAGUAAGUGAUCCUUUGUUUUGAUGUCGUUUAUUUGACAUUCAUUGUGCAAUUGUGAGCACUGGCAGUCCAAGCGUGCAACGACAUAAGCUCACGAUUCCUACAUUACGCAUGCAACGGGGGAUUCAUCGGGAUAUGCGGAUUCAUAGGCAUACUGGUGCUGCUGCUGCUGCUGCUGCUGAUGCCGCUGAUCUUUGCACAUGCAAUGGUCGAAUUACUUAGAAAAAGUGAGAAUGUCUGAUCGUCAUAUAAGUAAGGCAUGUGUAUUGGAGCAAGUACGAAGAUACGUCCGAUCGGACGAAUCCAUUUCGAUCCAGGUUCCAUGGGUGGCGGAUUCAUUGGCACGCUGCUCCUGAUGCUGCUGUUGCCACCGCCGAUUUUUCCGCAUGCAAUGGUGGAAUUACGCAAUCGAGGACGUAUGGCAAUGUCCAAUCGUCAUAUAGGUAAGGCAGGUAUGGCAUGCGCAAUCAGGGAAUGACAAAGAUGUCCGAUCAGAAGAAGUCAUUGUAAUCGAGCGUCCAAGUGUGUGCGUCUGUGGUUGUUCGUCAGCGGCUUCUGACAGAGGAGGGGAAGCAUGUCUUCUUCUUUUUGUCGAUACAACCAUUCGUGCAUGCAUGCAUGCAUGUAAAGCAUAUCAUCGGUCGAUCGAAUGGCUGAUCGAUACGACCAUUCGUGCAUGCAUGCAUGCAUGUAAAGCAUAUCUAUCACCGGUUGAUCGAAUGGCUGAUUGUGUGAUUAGCGGAUUAGAUAGAUCACGGACGAAUUGGGGGGGGGGAGGGGGGGGAGGGGGGGGAGAGGGGUUGUAAUCAGUGUACGAAUUGGCUGAUAAGAUCAUCAGUGCAUGAAAUGACUGGCGGAUGGUGUGUAUGAUCAGUGAAAGAAAUGGCUGAUGGGAUCGUCACUGAAGGAAACGAGUCAUAAAUUCAUAAUGAGUGGUGAAUGGCGGGUGUCGUCAGUGUUUCUCCAAUGAUUGCAGAAGGGAAUUUAUUGAAUUAUUUUUUAUUCCCAGUAAAUCUACAGACCAAUU
Chara braunii is the source of this 5333-nucleotide messenger RNA. Lineage: Eukaryota; Viridiplantae; Streptophyta; Charophyceae; Charales; Characeae. The record is from the annotation of a GenBank genome assembly.